AUGAUUGGAAGUGUAAAGAGUACAUUGUUUAAUGUAAGUCAAAAUCAAUGUAUAUGUCAAAUGGUUCAAUCAAAUAUAUUUGCUAUUAAUUAUUAUCAAACAAAUAAUACUUGUCAAUUAUUUAAUUACAAUGGUAGUUCGAUUUUUCUUCAGAACAAUUUCAAUUCUUCGUUUAUAUUUAUUAAUCAAUCAUCAACGUUAAUAACAAAUAUUCAAUCUUAUGUUGUUUCAUCAUCGCCAUUUGUAAUCAAUGCAUUUUGGUCUUUUGAUGGUACUUUGAAUGAUCGUGAUUCAAAUUACAAUGGUGUUCUACUUAAUAAUCCUUCUUUUUGUAGUCCAGGUAUAACUGGUUAUGGUUCAGCACUAUGUUUUAAUGCCAGUCUUAAUCAAUCGGUGUUAAUCAAUCCAUCAAUUAAUUUCAAUCUAUCCAAUCAAAGUUUUACAUUUGAAUAUUGGAUUUAUCCCUAUACAUUAGCAACUAGUAGUGGUGAUCGAGGUAUGGUGGGCCUAUGUCAAUCUCUAGCAAACAACCUAUGUUUACAUAUGACAUUAAGAGGCGCUAAUGUUCGAAUUAGUUUUUAUGGUAAUCAAUGUACUGGUGGAACAACUAUAAUAGUAAAUAAAUGGUAUCAUUUAACAUUUGUUUAUGAUUAUGUUGCAUCUACUCAACGAAUUUAUCUUAAUGGUAUUCUUGAGUGUAAUCAUUCGAGUUCUACACCUUUACAAAUAACAAAUAUAACAUAUAUUCCUCUUACAAUAGGUAUGACGUAUCCAUUAGCUCCAUUUUAUUUUGAUGGUAUUAUUGAUCAAUUAACAUUAGUAGGAUGGGUGAAGAAUGCUUCGGAUAUUCUCAAUGAUGCCACACUUGUUGCUUGGUAUAAUUUUUAUAAUAAUUCAUAUAAUGACUAUGGACCUAAUGGAAUCAAUGGAUCUGGUAUGAAUACAACAUUUGAUAAUAAUACUCUUUUCUUUAAUGGAACUCAAUCGUAUUUUCAAUCAACUGGCUUUGUUCUUCUUGGAAUUGAUAAUAGUUCGUAUUCUUUUUCUCUUUGGAUUAAUCCGUCUCAAACAAAUGCUUCAACAAUUAUACUUGCUUAUCAAAAUAGUUCCAGUUAUAGUAAAUGGUGUUCGGUAUAUUUAGGAUUUACUACGCAAGGUCAAAUUCAAGCACAAAGUCAAUCGAGUAAAGGAUUUAUAAAUGUAUUAGGUCCGUCGAUUUCAACUUAUGUAUGGACACAUAUUGCUCAAACAUUUUCUUCAACUAAUGGUAUUAGUCUUUAUAUCAAUGGAUCAUUAUUCAACAGAUCAGCAUCGACUAAUUAUCGUAGUGGUUCUGCACCGUUAACAAUAAGAUUAGGUAAUUCGUUUACUACAGUUAAUCAAACAUGUUUGAAUACAACCAGUCAAGGAGGCCAAUAUAUGGGUUGGAUGGAUGAAUUUCGCAUUUAUUCAAGAGAAUUAUCAUCUAGUGAUGUACAAACAUUAUCAUCAACAAGAUAA
Adineta steineri is the source of this 1500-nucleotide messenger RNA. The record is from the annotation of a GenBank genome assembly. Lineage: Eukaryota; Metazoa; Rotifera; Eurotatoria; Adinetida; Adinetidae.